AUGUCAGUCAUUGCUGACUUACCCUCAUUGUAUGCUUUUGAUGAAAAUAAACCGGUGUUGGUAUUCACAGAUGCCUCCCAAUUGGCUAUUGGAGCAAUAAUCACUCAAGAACAUCUAAUCCAAGGUCAAAAACUGUUGGUCCCAGUGGCGAUGGUAUCUCUCCGACUUUCAGCUACUCAACAACGUUACAGUACUUUAGAACGAGAGUUGCUCACCAUUGUGUAUGUACUACAGAAGUACAAACAGUUUAUGAGCAGGGAAGUCCAAUUCUAUACCGACCACCAGGCGAUAACGACAAUUGGCUCUGCUAAACUGGAACCAGCUAAUCGUAUCAAACGGUUCAUCGAUAUUAUUCAAUCCUUUAAUCCUUCCAUAUAUUUCAUUCCGGGGCAGUUCAAUUUUAUAGCAGAUUUUUUAUCCCGAUAUAAUUUGGACAAAAUACCUCAUGAACUUAAUGAAGAAGCAAUUUUGAAUCAAACACUGUCGAUUUACCUUCCCACACUUCGGACUACUGAACCAAUACCACUUGCACCAAUCCAACCAGUGCAACGACACCACAUUCAUAUUGACAAUCUUACCGACAAUCAACUACAACAAAUACAUGAUCAACUUUGUGGCUCUUAUGAAAACAAUAAUUCGAAUGAACUUUUACCAACAGAUCAAUUUGUCAUUCUUCAGGAUCAAUUUCAUGUGGUCUUAUCCUCCACACAGGUGGUACCAGUGGUUACGGCAGAUACGUUAGCCAACACUGCAACCAAGGUUCAUGAGCAUCACCAUGCUUCAAUUAGAGUGACCGACUACCUCGUCUCGAAGAUUCAAUGGCACCCAAAUCAUAAACUUCUUUGUACCAAUGUGAUUCGGAAUUGUCUGGUGUGUCAACUAUCCAGUACUUUUGAAACAGCACAUCGUGAAUUAUAUCCGUUGACACCAACAAAAACCUUUUCCCGAUGGGGGCUCGAUUUUAUUGGUCCCUUACCGAUGAGCGACAACUUAUCAUGCUGCCUUAAUGCCAUUGAAUAUGUCUCGGGUUUAAUUUAUAGCUGGCCUUGUUCAUCACCCAACUCUGAUGUGGUUAUUCUGAUGUUGAAUCUCAUCCGUCAAGUUCAUUCGACUCCAGUCGAAGUCAUCACUGAUAAUGGUUCAGCCUUCACCUCCAAUGCCACGCAAUCUUUUUGUGCCACGGCAGGCAUCUCCAUCAAAUAUGCUAGUGUAUACCAUCCGAUGUCCAAUGGACGGAUGGAGCUUGGGAAUAAACUCCUAAAGAAGAUAUUGAAAUCUAUGACGGACGCCUAUUACACCAAAUGGCCCCAGGUCUUAGCCAAUGCAGUCAUGGUUUAUAACUCCACACCAACUACUUUUAACAAAACACCAUAUUAUUUGCUGAUAGGCAUUUCCACAGAUAUGUCUGAAUUCACCACUUAUUUGGCCAAUGAAUUUGAAUGGAAAGAGGGACAGUUAUCACAAUCUUCAUUAUUGCAGGACCUCCAUAAUGACGUACAAGUUCGACUUGCUGAAUUGGAUGGUGUAAAUAAAAACGUUGAAAAACAUAAUGAUCUUAGGGUUCGUCGAAUGGCUUAUAUUAAUCUGAUGAGACAACCGUUCCAAAAACCGGCUUCAUUUAUUAAAGGCGAUUGGGAUUUGCUACGCCGUAGAGUCAAACGUAAGAAAUCUGAAUAUAAUUAUAUGGGACCAUAUCAAAUUGCUAAGGUAUUGGACAAACAUGCCUAUGUUAUUUGCGAUACUAAUGGAAACAUGAUAAAUGGGACGAUACAUCACGAUGAUUUGAAAUACUGCUAUUCUUUUAAUGAUAACUCCAUAUCCAGGCCCUAA
Candida albicans SC5314 is the source of this 1830-nucleotide messenger RNA. RefSeq lists its product as uncharacterized. The record is from RefSeq and is a predicted model, not a curated record. Gene Ontology annotation, molecular function: nucleic acid binding. The transcript has a single exon. The coding region runs from base 1 to 1830 and encodes 609 amino acids. NCBI's taxonomy places the organism in Eukaryota, Fungi, Ascomycota, Pichiomycetes, Serinales, Debaryomycetaceae. Gene Ontology annotation, biological process: DNA integration.